UGAGAGUGCAAGGGUUAAGGUUGCUCAAGGUGUUGCUGGUUCAGUGGUAGACAAAGGAACUAUACAUCGGUUUGCUCCUUACCUUAUUACCGGGAUACAACAAGGAUGUCAAGACAUUGGAGCAUGUAGUUUGGACAAAUUGAGGUGUGUUUUUUCUUGCUGAGCUAACUUUUAUUGUCUUCUCAUGCACGAUAAGAAGUAACUGAAUCAGAUAUACUCAAGUGGAUUUCAUAUUUUUCGGCACUGGUUGAGAAUGAAUAAACUGUUAUGCGUAUAAAUCGGUGUUUAAUUAAUAAAUGUAUUAAUGUCGAUGUAUUCUUGAACUAUAUUUUCAAUCUGUUAUCAUCUAUACCCUAGAAACUGAUUUAACGUUAUUUAAAUCAUUUCCAGGACAAUGACGUAUAGUGGCGAGACAAGAUUUGAGAAAAGGACAGUAUCUGGUCAAAUAGAAGGCGGUGUUCACGGAUUGCAUUCGUAAGUUUGCACAAUCAUCAAAUAAUAAACCUUCUUAAGUUACAAUGCACCGUUUCAAUAAUUACGUCACGAUUACUUCUUUGGCCUGGGAGCCUCGCUCUCGUAUAUCAAGGCAAAAGGCAAUUCGUCCACGAUUCAUAAAAAUGACGACUUGCAUUUUCCUAUGGGACAUCGCAUAACUUGGUUUUCCGCGUUUGAUGUCAUUGUAAAAAGGUCUAUUAUAUAGAACUGAAUUUAAAUACGACCUUAAAUAUUUAAUUACCAUUUAUUCUUUUUUUUAGAUACGAAAAGAGGUUAUUUUAG
Paramuricea clavata is the source of this 777-nucleotide messenger RNA. Lineage: Eukaryota; Metazoa; Cnidaria; Anthozoa; Malacalcyonacea; Plexauridae. The record is from the annotation of a GenBank genome assembly.